GUUCGGACGCUACGUAGUCACCGUCGCUCACUACAAAUUCCUCCUUUUUUGUAACUUUUACUGCACACCAUGUCCUCUGAUCUUUGCCCGGUCUAUGCUCCCUUCUUCAGUGCAAUGGGUUGCACCGCUGCAAUCGUCUUCACUUGUAUCGGCGCUAGUUAUGGAACCGCCAAGUCUGGUGUUGGUAUCUCUGCCAUGUCCGUCCUUCGACCGGACAUGAUGAUGAAGUGCUCGAUUCCAGUCGUCAUGGCUGGUAUCAUUGCUAUCUAUGGCCUCGUCGUAUCAGUCCUCAUCGCUAAUAACUUGAGCAUUACCAUGUCGCUCGCCCAAGGCUUCAUCCAACUCGGUGCUGGUCUCGCUGUCGGUCUCGCUGGUCUUGCUGCUGGUUUCGCCAUUGGUAUUGUUGGAGAUGCUGGUGUCCGAGGAACUGCGCAACAACCCAGACUUUUCGUCGGCAUGAUUCUUAUCCUCAUUUUCUCUGAAGUAUUGGGUCUCUACGGUCUCAUCGUCGCCCUGAUCAUGAACACCAAGGCACAGGCCAUGACGUGCUCUUAAAUUGACUCUUCGACGUCAAUCCAUAUACGCGCCACUUGGAUAGUAGUCUCGAAUACAGUCGGCUGCCUACUAGCUAAGUAAUGAUGUGUAUGUAGUGUAGCGUCUCCUUGCCCGAGUUGCUGCAAUAUACACUGGACCUUUAC
Molecule: messenger RNA, 698 nt
Organism: Coprinopsis cinerea okayama7#130
Lineage: Eukaryota; Fungi; Basidiomycota; Agaricomycetes; Agaricales; Psathyrellaceae
Exons: 8
Coding region: 70-555 (161 amino acids)
Biological process (GO): proton transmembrane transport
Cellular component (GO): proton-transporting V-type ATPase, V0 domain
Molecular function (GO): proton-transporting ATPase activity, rotational mechanism
Source: RefSeq, a predicted model, not a curated record